AUGGUACCCCAGACCUUCGAUGGUGCCUCUGCUUUCCAAGGUUCAAUAGCUGGGGCCAGGAAAUUGAUCAAUGAUCACUUCCAUACCGAAUGCCCAGUUCUCCACUGUAGAUCUCAUUCACUACAGUUGGCCUGUUCGUUUGCUGCUGAAGAAUCAGGAUUGGUCAGUCGACUUCUUAGCUUGGUUACUACUAUCUACACAUUCCAUGGAUGGUCACCCAAGCGAUAUCGGCACCUUCGAGCAGCCGCUGAGCAGAUAGAUAUGAGAGCUAAGAAGUUGAUCAAUCCUAGUACUACUCGCUGGCUGAGUUUUGAUGGCUCUGUGAGUGCGGUUUUAUCCGAUUUAGAGGCCCUCAUUGAAAGCACUUAUGAGCUUGGAGAAGAUGAUGGCGCUGGCCAUCAUAUUUUUCUGCAUCUGACUGCUGCUGGAACUCUCAAGAGCCUCUUCCUCUUGGACAAUGUACUUGGUGAGCUGAGCAGCCUUUGUAGGGGGUUACAGCGAGAGGAUCUCUCUUUGCUCCAUUCCGUGGGAAUUAUUCAGCAGUCGUUGGAACGCCUCGGCAAUAUCCCGGAUCUCGAGCAGCUCGUGAAUGAAAAAAAUGCUGCUAUAGAGGCUCUCGGUCAUGAGGUUUCCGAGAAUCUCCCAACUAAGACCAAUAGGAGGCAGAAUCGAGAUGUGAGAGGGCUUGUUGGAGAGAUCAUGGAAUAUAUCCUAUCGCUGAGAGAGACCAUGAAAAAGAGACUAUUAGAUGAUAUUGAUCCUGUUAUAUUUUUGUACCGAGCUUUCAGUCUCGAUAAGUCUCUCCGGGAUCCUGAUUUCGACUUCACAGAAAUUGGCCAGUUCGUGGGUAUGUCAGCUAAGGAGGUGAACAAUUUGGGCCAUCGAUGGCGCGCACAGUGCGCGGCGCACUGGCCAGAGACCCUGACUUUGAUCCAUUCUCGAUGGUAUUAG
Messenger RNA from Perkinsus marinus ATCC 50983, 951 nucleotides. RefSeq lists its product as hypothetical. The coding region runs from base 1 to 951 and encodes 316 amino acids. Lineage: Eukaryota; Perkinsozoa; Perkinsida; Perkinsidae. The transcript has a single exon. The record is from RefSeq and is a predicted model, not a curated record.